Messenger RNA from Acanthoscelides obtectus, 898 nucleotides. NCBI's taxonomy places the organism in Eukaryota, Metazoa, Arthropoda, Insecta, Coleoptera, Chrysomelidae. The record is from the annotation of a GenBank genome assembly.
AUGAUUGUUGGUUUUGCUGAUGUUAAAGAUAUUUACCUGGGAAAAGUAAAAUAUAUUGGCAUAGAGAAGAAAAAAGACAACUAUUGCAACGGCUCCUGUGCUGGAAUUCAAUAUUUUGAAUGUGCUCCAGGUUAUGGUUGUCUUCACAACAUAGAAAGAAUCAUUCCACAGAGUUAUGCUAAUGGCCCUCCAUCUCCCCUUUGAGAACCCCCUCCGAAUUGGACGUGUGUCUAGAGAAAAACUUACAAAGCAUGAUCAACAGUAACAGCUAUGAAAAACCAAAAUAUGAAAACAUCGUUACUAAGUAUGGAGAGUAUUCAAACAAAACUUGACUUCUACUAAUAAGCCUGUCAGUGGCCUAAGGAAUCCUUAUCUUUGCAAGACAUCGUGGAGAAUACCAGUGUAAAUACUAACAAUGAUUUUGACCCAGAAUACCAUCAUACAGUCUGAUAAGACUCAUUUGACAAAUGAGCAGAGGAAAAUCAAAAAUAAAUCUGAAAUGGACUUGAUUGAGGUGAUUGGUGGCACGUGGUCCGGUUCGACAGAUAGCAAAACGUUAGAAUCAUUUAGUGAUUUGAAAAAAACCUUGACAAAAACGAUAAUUUAAAGGAAAAAUACUCACAAUCUCAGUAUAAAAGUAACACUUGGAGCAAGAGGAAUAAGAGCGUUAAUCUUCUGUCUCACUUUAUUGACUCCAUCAUAGUAGUAAUACUCUCAAAAGGACCGCUAAGUUUUACACUGAUUCUGUAGAAAAUGGUGAGGAAGAUGCAAGGAUUCACAGCGUUAAAAAGCCGGAAAUGUUAAGAGUAAGUUUGUAGUUUAUUUUGGGUUUGGUAAUUUUAGUGCAUGCAGUGGCGUGUCUGAAUUCGCAUUUUUGGGGAUCAAAGAUUCAGAUUUA